AUAAAGCCGAGAGCGUAUGGGAUAGGUUUACACAUGAACAUAAAUAUUACGUGGACUCUGGGAGCAAUGGUGAUGUCGCCUGUGACUCCUACAAUAAGUGGAAGGAUGAUGUACGAAUUGCAAAGGAGUUGAACUUAAAGUUCUAUAGAUUUUCGAUCUCGUGGCCUCGUCUACUACCGACUGCUUUUUCAAACAAAAUCAGCGACGACGGGCGUAAUUAUUACAAUCAGUUGAUCGAUGCUCUCCUGGAAGAGGGUAUAGAGCCAAUGGUGACUCUGUUUCAUUUGGAUUUGCCUCAAAGAUUGCAGGAUCUGGGCGGCUGGGCAAACCCUUUAAUAAUCGAUUGGUUCGCCAACUACGCAAGGGUGGUAUUUUCUCUUUAUGGAGACCGAGUGAAGACCUGGAUAACUAUUAAUGAGCCCCUACUAAUUUGUGAGAUGUCGUACAGCGAUAGUAAAAUGGCCCCUGGAAUCGAAUCCAUUGAAUUAGGAAAUUAUUUGUGUGCCAAGAAUGUUUUGUUAGCUCAUGCCACAGCUUGGAGGAUUUAUGAUGAGGAGUUCAGACCGAAGUAUCACGGUAAGGUUUCCUUGACGAACAUUUUGAUAUGGUAUGAACCAACUACGGACAACGAUCGUGACCUUGGUGACAUGGCGAACCAGUUG
Bombyx mandarina (wild silkworm) is the source of this 662-nucleotide messenger RNA. RefSeq names its product myrosinase 1-like. Gene Ontology annotation, biological process: carbohydrate metabolic process. Lineage: Eukaryota; Metazoa; Arthropoda; Insecta; Lepidoptera; Bombycidae. Gene Ontology annotation, molecular function: beta-glucosidase activity. The record is from RefSeq and is a predicted model, not a curated record.